This is a messenger RNA of Macrosteles quadrilineatus (aster leafhopper), 2038 nucleotides long. Its product is annotated as vanin-like protein 1. The transcript has 7 exons. Bases 1 to 1755 code for a protein of 584 amino acids. NCBI's taxonomy places the organism in Eukaryota, Metazoa, Arthropoda, Insecta, Hemiptera, Cicadellidae. The record is from RefSeq and is a predicted model, not a curated record.
AUGUCCCAGUCUGUUAUCAUGCUGUCAAGCUACUUUACAUUGUUUGGAUUAGCUCUGAUAACCAUAUUUCAGGAUACUUGCAGUGCAUACAAAGAUGCAUACAGUGCAGUGGUUGUGGAAUAUUCUCCACCUCAAGACCCAUCAAUAGACCCUGGCACCAACAUCCUCAACAAUGUUAUGAACUAUGUCCACAUCACCAACAUCGCUAAUGAAAACUUCUUGCCAAAUAUUAUUGUGUUCCCGGAGAUUGGUUUAAAAGGUUAUGGCAACCAAGAACAAUACCUGUUUAUUCCAGACCCUGAUGACAAAGUGAGACCAUGUGCUUACAACACUACUUAUGAAGCACCAUUAGUGCAGCUGUCUUGUAUUGCUCGGGCCACGGAGACUUACCUGGUAGUCAACCUGGGAGAGAAAUAUUUCAACAUCUCUCAGCAAAAAAACGUUUACUUCAACACUGACGUUGUGUUUGACUCGACUGGGACAAUCAUUGUGAGGUACAGAAAAAUCCAUUUGUAUGGAGAAACAGGAAAGAGCCCUUCACCAAACAAAGAACUUGCAUACUUUGAUACAAAUUUUGGAGUCAGGUUUGGGAUAUUCACUUGCUUUGACAUAAUAUUUGAAGACCCUGGCGUUAUUUUGGCCAAUGAGUUCAACAUUACUCAUUUCAUAUUUCCUACGGCUUGGUUUUCUGAGAUGCCUUUUCUUACAGCCAUUCAGGAGCAGUUUUACUGGUCAUACUCUCAAGACGUGGUGUUACUGGCCUCUGGUUACAAUGAUCCGUCGGUUGGCAGCUCUGGUACCGGAAUCUACCUUGGACGUCGUGGCCCAGUAGCCUACAACAUGUCAGAGGCCAGACAAACAUUUAUGCUACAAGCCGACGUACCUAAGAAACUCCGAUCAGGACUAGGCACUGAAGAAGGCAAGGAAUUAUUAUCCGAAAUAUUAAUUCUGGAUGAUGAAAUGGAAGAAACCAAGUCAACAUUUCAGGAUACACCUGAAAACACUAAUAAAAUAAAACUAAAACUAGAAAAAGCUCUGAAAAUGUAUACAAACAAAAGUAUAAUUCCUCCUGAAUCACCAAUUCACAUUAUUGAUGGGAAGAGUUUCUAUGUUGACUUUACAGUUAAUGAGUAUAUCUGCCAAAACAGCUUGUGUUGUCUAUUCGACCUAGCUAUCAGAGCGGUUUUUAGUAAAUCCCACCAAGAAACCACAAGAGGUGAUGAUUAUUCACAGAUGUUUUAUCGUCUGGCGGUGUUUGAUGGGGUGCGAGACUAUGAUAGAGUUGAUUAUGGUGGGGUACAAGUUUGUGCGAUCCUUCCAUGUGCCAACUCUGACCACUCCUCUUGCGGUUUAAGGUCAGACGAUGUCUCAGCCAAGCCUAAUAUGUUGCUUGGGUUUUACCAAACCGGUUUAGUUUUUCACUCAAUUACAAUCAGAGGGGAUUUUUCAACCAACCACUCCUUUGUGGGACCAAACAUUCUAUUGACUGGUCAAGGAGAAAACUUUGGUUCCCUCUUGCCUACUGAAAGUUUCAAAUUCUACGAAGCACAUCCCUCAAGAAACGGUACACAAGUAAGAACAUUGAAGACUUUGGAACCCAUUUCUAAUCUCGUGACCGCUAGUUUGUACGGAAGAAUUUUCUCAAGGGAUGGAGAAACGGAUCAAACAAUUCAGUCACGUGCAUUCAGUAGUUUGAUUUGUUUAACUUCAUCACUAAUUAUUUGUUUUACGUCAGUUGUACUAGUUUGUAACUGAUGGCUAAGUUGGUUUUUACCGCUAUUCAAUUUUGUUGUAAGUUUUGCAAAUUUAAUCUAAUUUUGAAAUAACCGAAUUAAUUGUUGGAUACAUACACAUUUAAUGAAUUUAUAGAGUUUUUUUAGACUAGACACUCUUUAUGUGAUUUGAUUAUUAUGAUUAUGUGAGAGCAGAAACUAUUAUAUCUUUAAAUGUAUGUAUCUAUGUAACUUUUUCUUAAACCACUACUUUUAGAUAAAAAAAAAUGUGUUGGAAUAUAAACACGUUGAAUAUGCAAUAUAUA